Molecule: messenger RNA, 813 nt
Organism: Lodderomyces margitis
Lineage: Eukaryota; Fungi; Ascomycota; Pichiomycetes; Serinales; Debaryomycetaceae
Product: nucleoporin
Exons: 1
Coding region: 1-813 (270 amino acids)
Biological process (GO): endoplasmic reticulum tubular network organization; membrane organization
Cellular component (GO): endoplasmic reticulum; membrane
Source: RefSeq, a predicted model, not a curated record
AUGCCUGCAGCCACAUCUAAAAACUCGACUCCAUCAUCAGCAAGUUCCACUCCCAAACAGGGUCAAGUAGACACCGACAAAUUAUUAGAAUUGGUUUACACAUUACAGUUUGCUUGGUUUGUUGGUAAUGUACUCACUUUAUUUGGUUUUAUCGCCAGUACUUUAACAUUUCUUAGAAUCUUGCCAUCUUUGUACAAAUUAGAUUAUUUGCUUACAUUGUUGGGUGUUUUGAUUUCAUUUGGAAUUUUGGUUUUCCAAUUGGUGCAAAAGAAUGGUCUUAGGUUUGGUAUUUUAAUCAAGGACGAUAAUACUCAUUAUAUCUUGCUUGGUGGAUUUUUAUUGUUUCUCAGACCUUAUGUCUGGUUAACUUUAGUUCCAUUUGCUAUAUUUUCAACAUUCCAUGUAUUGGCUUAUGUCAAUGGAUACAUUUUACCAAUUGUUGGAUUAGACAAGAGCAAUAUAUCAUCAACUAUUACUAAUUUUGUCAGUCAAAAUAAUGCUAAAUCAAUUGAAGCUGCUAGCGGUAUUGAAUUGGUUACUUAUGUUUGGUUGCUUUUGAGAAUGAUUACUUUUAGAAAAAGAUCAUUGAGUCCAGUUUUGGUUUACACUGUGUUUUUGAAGAAGAGAUACGAAGUUAGUGCUUUUACUAGAGGUUAUGUCAAGGUAGUGGCUGAUGCUGGUGACAAGAUUGUUAAUGAUGUUAACCAUCCUGUUUUGCGUGAUGUCUGGGCCAAGGUUAGAAAUGUGUUUGGAAUUGUUGAUCAAUACAAGUUAGUCAAUGAUUACACCCAAGAAGGACAAAAGACAAAGUAG